UUUGAGAUUAUCAAGAAGUAUUUACAGAUUUAUUGAACCAUGAUAGAUGCACAAAAAGCUAUUCAUCCUAUAUAUAUUGUCCAUCGUUGUAAUAUAUGUAUGUAAAAUAUUGGUUUUCCUUUCAGAUCAGCCAAUCCAUUUUACUGAGUGGGCUGUUGAGUACCGAAUCGUUCAGCGCGUCUUUGGGUGUCUUCGUUGGCUCUUGCAGCAAGGGAACCUUCUUCACCAGUGUUACCCUGGGCCUUGAUCUUUUCAGUCAUUUCGUUGGACUGCAACUUGUCGGUACCAGUGGGGUUGUUUCCACCGGAGGUUUCGUCGAUCUUGACUUCUUCCUGCUUGUUGGGAGAGAAAGCUUGAGUGAAUGCGUCGGCAGCGUUUCUAAGCAUAUUGAUUUUAGAUGUGUUGUUGAAGAUUAACAUGGUCAUAUAUUCCCCAAUAUGC
Molecule: messenger RNA, 441 nt
Organism: Radiomyces spectabilis
Lineage: Eukaryota; Fungi; Mucoromycota; Mucoromycetes; Mucorales; Radiomycetaceae
Exons: 1
Coding region: 96-416 (106 amino acids)
Source: RefSeq, a predicted model, not a curated record